GGAGGAGGCAGAAGGUUUUAUCUCGGUGCUGAAGUGAAGGAUGGCAGCUCGGGGUUUGACUCCGAAUCCCAAACUCACAUCAUCACGUUGGCAAAACGUUAAUCAAGCCACGAGAGAACUGAAACCGUGGCAGCGUCUCCACACGCCGGGGGAUUACUGAAGCUCUACGCUCCACAACACGCAGAGAAAAACAGGCCGUAAUCCUGCACUGGAGCUGCCAGGCUAAUGGAGCUAACAGGGCUUGUUUGUCUCAGUGGGCUCCUCUCCGUCCUCCGUGUCGUCUCCGGAUCUGAGGGACGGGUCGACAGAUGCGAGUGUCCAUCAGCCACCAUCACGGAUCAGUUUCCUUCCCAUUUCUCCAACGAGACCUGCUGUCUGAACUUCACUGGAUCUUCAUUUCCACGAGUCUCAUGGGCCGCAUUAAGAUCCACGCCCGACCUUCAGAUCCUGGAUUUGGCCUUUUGUAACGUCACACUGAUCCAUGACACGGCUGUGGGCUCUGCUCCGGCUUCUCUACGAGAGAUUUAUUUAAAUCAGAAUCAGCUGAGAUUCCUUCCUCGAGAUUUCCUCGUUGAUGCCGUCGGUUUGGAGGUGCUGGAUUUGGGGCAGAAUUUUCUGGAGGAACUUCCUGUCCAUUUCCUAAAGAAUGCCGAAAAUCUGCGAGUUCUGAUUCUUAGCGGAAAUCGUUUGAAAUCACUUCCUGCGUCCGUCCUCAAACUUCCCCUCCAGCGGAUGGAUUUAUUGGGAAAUCCGUGGACAUGUGCUUGCUCUUUCGUGGAGGAUUUCCACUCUGCUAAUCAGGGCAACUCCAGCAGGUUGCAGGGCAUUGUGGGUAACCUGACAUGUUCUUCCCCUGAAAGCCUUUCAGACAGGACAGUUUGGUCCGUCCACAUUGAUGACGUUUGUCGUCUUUCAGGUCUGAAUGCUCUCUUCAUCCUGCUUCCGCUCCUCCUCCUCGUUCUUCUGAUGCUCUGCUGGUGCUGCGGGAGGAAAGAGGAGAAGAAAGACUUGCAGAAAUCUGGGACAGUGCGUAUGAAGAACGGAGAUUUAAGCAACGGGAGCACAAAGGACAACAUGUUGAAGAACCAGCUGAUGUUCAGACCUUCCUCAGCUCUUCUGGGCAGCACGAGGGACAUCUACGAGGAAGUGGAGGUCAAACUGGGGUCAGUGGACUCUCUGGGACCUCCACCUUCCACCUCAUCUGGUAAAGAGGAGCACCGGGAACUGGACAGUAAGCAGGAUUUAGAGACGGUGAGUGUGAGCGAGGUGAUGAGGGACUCAGCGGAUCGAGAGAAAGCCUACAUGACUCAGUCCACUAAAUACUACAGCCUGGUUCCGGGGCUGGAAAUCGACGACUCGGACCAUGGCGAGUACGAGAGCGUGGAUCUGUCAUGAAGUUCCGUCUUCACUACUGGACAAUUCGUCUAUGUCAAUAACCUCGGGUGGACGGUGGUAAUUAUGGAAGUUUACAAUAUACUGAGAACUCUGAAGUGAGAACCUCGUACACAAUCGAGUCCAAAAGACUUCCACUGUUAGGAACUGUUGGUGUAGAUGAAGGACUCAGAUGAAGGACUCAGAUGUUAGUACGAGUACACUCAGAAAACUUGUGUGUUGAAUCUGAAUCGGAGUGAAAUUGAUUCUUAUUGAUUCGUUUGUUGUGUGGUUCGGUUUCACGCUGCACAAUAAACAAACCUUUCAUGAUUAGACAGUGAUGUAAAUAACUCGUUUAAAACGUCUCUGUGUGACAUCCAGAGUUAAUUUUUUUACUUUUCGUUUGUUUUGUGCGUCCAAAUCUCCAGAACACGUGACGUUUCUGCAGUUCUGUCCUUCUUACAGCCAGGAAAGUUGGGACUCGGACGAUGGAGGGUUCUAGAGUGUGGGUUUGCCCUGACCACACUGUGUUUUGUUUUUAAUGAGACGCUGGACAGGACAUGUGAGACGUGAGGAAUGUGGAUUAAAGACGUUAACUAGCA
Messenger RNA from Ictalurus punctatus (channel catfish), 1973 nucleotides. Its product is annotated as leucine-rich repeat, immunoglobulin-like domain and transmembrane domain-containing protein 1. Gene Ontology annotation, cellular component: extracellular matrix. Gene Ontology annotation, molecular function: protein binding. NCBI's taxonomy places the organism in Eukaryota, Metazoa, Chordata, Actinopteri, Siluriformes, Ictaluridae. The record is from RefSeq and is a predicted model, not a curated record.